AUGGCAUCGAAAGAAACGGAGAUCGCUCGCGAGAUGGGCUCUGAAGUCCUCUAUCCCUCCGAGAAAGCGCCAGAGACAGCCCACACACCGAAAGAUACCGCUGAGGAUCAUGGCAGCUCCGACCAGGACUCUCUUGAUCAAGAGGCUCAGGCUGGUGUGAAAGGUGUUCAGGCCACUGCGGCCGUGUGGACUAAGUCUCAUAUGAUCUUGGCAUAUGUGAUCAUAUGGUUUAUCUACUUUGUUACCUCCAUCCAGGAGGUCGUCAUCCGUUCUCUGAACCCAUACGUGACCAGUGCCUUUAGGCUCCAUUCUUUGACGGCUGCCACGAGUAUCAUGGCCAAUAUCAUUGGAGGCUUGAGUAAAAUUCCAUUGGCAAAGAUUCUGGACUCGUGGGGUCGACCUCAGGGUAUGAGUUUGAUGCUGAUCAUUUGGGUUGUGGGAUUCAUCAUGAUGGCGGCAUGCAACAACGUUGAGACAUACGCAGCUGCGCAGGUUUUCUCAUCCGUGGGAUCCCAAGGAGUCAGCUAUUGUUUGACAGUUUUCAUCUCAGACACCUCUGCAUUGAAGAAUCGAGCCCUCAUGUUAUCUUUUGCAACUUCGCCAUACGUCAUCACCACUUGGAUCGGAGGUCCAAUCUCCCAGAGUGUCCUCGGAGGCCCUGGCUGGCGAUGGGGAUUCGGAAUCUUCACUAUUAUCGUUCCGGUUGUGGUGGCACCUCUGUGUCUUCUGUUCUUCUGGAAUCAGCGAAAGGCUAAGAAGAUGGGCUUGCUCGCGUCCAGCCAUGGCCAUGUCACCUUUGCUUCAUUGAAGAAAUACUGCAUAGAGAUCGACUUGAUUGGAAUCAUUCUUCUGGCAGGAGGAAUGGCCUUGUUCCUUCUUCCAUUCAGCCUCUGGUCUUACCAAAAGGAUCAAUGGCGGUCAGCAAUGAUUAUCUGCAUGAUCGUUUUUGGAGGCCUUUUGCUCAUCUUGUUCGCCGUCUACGAGCGAUUCUGGGCUCCAGUGACCUUCAUCCCAUUCAAUUUACUGAUGGACCGAACCGUCUUCUUCGGAGGGUUAAUGUUCGUCUUUGAGUUUUUCAACUCAAUGGUCUGGGGUAGUUAUUUCACAUCAAUGCUCCAGGUUGUUUGGGGUCUGGAUGUCACAGAAGCCAGUUAUGUCUCAGCCAUUUACAGAGUCGGUUCCUGUCUCUUUUGUCUCCUCGUCGGCUUCCUGAUCCGCUGGACUGGUCGCUUCAAAUGGCUGGCCGUUUACUUCUCCUUCCCGCUUAUGAUACUAGGCGUUGGGCUGAUGAUCAAAUUCCGUCAGCCCGAUACGAAUAUUGGGUAUAUUUGCAUGACGCAAAUCUUUGUUGCCGUGGCUGGUGGAACCACUGUUAUUUGCGGCGAGCUUGCUAUGAUGGCGCCUUCCGAUCACCAGCACAUUGCUGUUGUCCUUGCUAUGCUGGAUCUAUUCGGUAGCAUCGGCAGUGCAAUUGGAUCAACUGUGUCUGCUGCUACCUGGACCAGUCAAUUCCCGAAGGCGCUGACCAAAUACCUGCCAGCAGAUGUGAAUAUGGCAACGGUUUAUUCCGAUAUCACGGCCCAGCUGUCGUAUCCGUGGGGAAGCUCAACUCGGAAUGCUAUUGCUCACGCCUAUGGAGAUGCGCAGCGAUAUAUGCUGGUGACCAGUGUUUGUCUGCUGGUAGUUGCCUGGGGAUGUGCUGGGAUGUGGAGAGAUAUCAAGAUAAAGGAUCUUAAGCAGGUCAGGGGCCGCGUUAUUUAA
Penicillium roqueforti is the source of this 1761-nucleotide messenger RNA. RefSeq lists its product as uncharacterized. The record is from RefSeq and is a predicted model, not a curated record. Lineage: Eukaryota; Fungi; Ascomycota; Eurotiomycetes; Eurotiales; Aspergillaceae. Gene Ontology annotation, molecular function: transmembrane transporter activity. Bases 1 to 1761 code for a protein of 586 amino acids. The transcript is spliced from 3 exons. Gene Ontology annotation, biological process: transmembrane transport.